GCGGCGCUCACGAUCCUAAACGCGAUCUACAAUCAGGCCACGCCCUGCGUCAGUUCCGAUUGGCUGACAGCGGGUAGCUUUGCUUCCUCAUUGGUCACUCCUUUCCCAUUGAAUCUCCUCCACCUUUACUUUGUCAAUUUCUGCGCUUUCAUUGAAUUGCGUUGCAAGAGAGCCGCAUCGAUCCACAGCCUGCAGCAAUCCCAGCACGACAACAUACACUACUGUCCCUUAACAGAUGAGGACUACACCAUCACACUGGUUUAUUAUCAACCGGGUGGACCAAAUUCGCACUUUCCCUGGAAGAAGUGAGAACCAGCACCGUGGGAGAGAGAUUUCCCGUCGUAGAAGCGACACUUCUCUGUAGUUGGCUAAUGAUUUUCAUUAAUUCCCAACUUGUCUUAAUCCACCGAGGGCAAAACACAGCGAUGAUAAGACUUCAGGACGCUCAUGAGAGUUUUAUUUCGUCAUUUUAUCUCUGAAUUUCGACAUUAAGUGCACCUCAACCGGGCAUUAAGAGGAUUAAAACCGAGAUUUGUGGGUUUUGUGAAAGGAAAUACAAUGCCGGACCAGAUCACAGUGGCGGAGUUUGUGGCGGAGACGAAUGAAGAUUAUAAAUCGCCCACCGCCUCAAACUUCACCACUAGAAUGACUCACUGCAGGAAUACUGUAACCGCACUGGAGGAGGCUCUGGAUGUGGACCGCAGUGUCCUUUACAAGAUGAAGAAGUCAGUUAAGGCCAUUUACGCCUCCGGUCUGGCUCAUGUGGAGAACGAGGAGCAGUACACUCAAGCUCUGGAGAAGUUUGGAGAGAACUGUGUGUACAGAGAUGAUCCUGAUCUGGGAUCAGCAUUCCUGAAGUUCUCCGUCUUCACCAAGGAGCUCACAGCCCUAUUCAAGAACCUGUUUCAGAACAUGAAUAACAUCAUUACCUUCCCAUUGGACAGUCUGCUGAAGGGUGAUCUGAAAGGGGUUAAAGGGGAUCUCAAGAAGCCCUUUGAUAAAGCCUGGAAAGACUAUGAGACUAAAGUUUCUAAAAUAGAGAAGGAGAAAAAAGAGCACGCCCGACAGCACGGAAUGAUCAGGACUGAGAUCAGUGGAGCGGAGAUAGCAGAAGAGAUGGAAAAGGAGCGCCGUUUCUUUCAGCUUCAGAUGUGUGAGUACCUCCUCAAAGUCAAUGAAAUCAAGAUCAAGAAAGGUGUCGACCUUCUCCAGAAUCUCAUCAAAUACUUUCAUGCACAGUGCAAGUAA
This is a messenger RNA of Megalobrama amblycephala (Wuchang bream), 1248 nucleotides long. RefSeq names its product arf-GAP with SH3 domain, ANK repeat and PH domain-containing protein 2-like. Gene Ontology annotation, molecular function: GTPase activator activity; protein binding. Bases 559 to 1248 code for a protein of 229 amino acids. The transcript is spliced from 7 exons. Lineage: Eukaryota; Metazoa; Chordata; Actinopteri; Cypriniformes; Xenocyprididae. Gene Ontology annotation, cellular component: cytoplasm. The record is from RefSeq and is a predicted model, not a curated record. Gene Ontology annotation, biological process: positive regulation of GTPase activity.